Molecule: messenger RNA, 123 nt
Organism: Nipponia nippon (crested ibis)
Lineage: Eukaryota; Metazoa; Chordata; Aves; Pelecaniformes; Threskiornithidae
Source: RefSeq, a predicted model, not a curated record
AUGACGGCGCACAGUUUCGCGCUGCCGCUCGUCCUCUUCUCCGCCUUCUGGGGCCUCGUGGGCAUCGCCGCCCCCUGGUUCGUGCCCAAGGGGCCGAACCGCGGGGUGAUCAUCACGAUGCUG